GGCAUCAUUCACUGCGGGGGGAAGAUAGGCACGAGAUCUUGUGUGCUCUCGCGAGAUGUCCAUAAGAACGCUUGGCGCUGGAAUUUUGAUUUGCAAACCAAGUUGUUUCUCCUGCACCGCUCACAGACUCGUUUUAUGUCACGUCUUUCGAACGUAAGGUAAAAGAAAGGGCACAGAAUGUCGAAAAGGAAAAGUAGUCCUGUGAACUUCACACCCCACAAACGGCUGGCGUCCGAGCCGCAUGACGAAAACGAAAAUGAAGAUGAAGAGGGAGAGUCUCGACGUUGUACACAGGAGCAAAGUGUGGGUGAGGUGCCAAGUGACGCUGGCAUAGUAGAGAGCAUCACGUUGAAGAACUUCAUGUGCCACUCUUUCCUCGGCCCCAUCACCUUUGGGUCCAACAUCAACUUUGUCAUCGGCCGCAAUGGAAGUGGAAAGAGCGCCAUCCUGACAGCGCUCAUUGUUUCGUUAGGCGGGAAUGCGCAGGCCACAAGCAGGGGAUCAUCCCUCAAGAGCUUUGUCAAGGAAGGUGAAAGCUCGGCGGAUGUGUCCAUCACCUUACAUAACCAAGGGAAGGACGCCUACAAACCUGAGCUGUAUGGUCCGUCCAUCAUCAUAGACUUGAGGCUCACCCACGAUGGAGUGAGAACGUACAAGCUGAAGAGUCAAAGCGGUCAAAUCAUCUCAACCAAAAAGGAGGAGCUUGCGUCAAUUCUGGACAAUUUUAAUAUUCAGGUCAACAAUCCUGUGUCAGUUCUCACCCAGGAGAUGAGCAAGUACUUCCUGCACUCUAAAGGAGAGGCAGACAAAUACAAGUUUUUUAUGAAGGCCACACAACUGGAACAAAUGAGAGAGGACUUUAUCCACAUCAAAGCCACCAAGCAUAUGACCGAAGAUAAAGUCGCGCAACACGGCGAGUACCUGAAAGAGCUGAGGCAAAAGUACAUGGAGAGAGAGGACCGUUACAAGAACUUGUCGUCGAUGGAUGAGAUGCGCAACAAGCUGGAGGAGUUACAGAAGCAGAUGGCCUGGGCUCUAGUAAUGGAGAUGGAGAAAGAGCUCAAGCCAAUGAGAGAGAAACUACAGGUCAAUCAACAAUCCACGCAGAAAUAUGACGACAAAGUGAACGAAUGGAAGAACAAGGUCAAGGAGGCCGAGAAGCAGUACAAACAAAUCCAGGAACAGCUGGAAGGCGUCACACAGCAGACCCAGGAAAUGCAGCCCAAAUGUGGCGAGCUCAAGGCCGAGGCACAGAGACUCGACUCUCUGUUGAAAUCCAGCGAGGUUGCAGUCCACAGAUGCCAGGUUAACCUGCGGGACCUCGAGAGGGACAAGGCUCAGCUGUCCUCGAAGAUAAAUGAUCUCCGGCUUAGCAUCAACCAGGCAACGGGGUCGGCGAGGCAGGCCAAGGUCGAGACCAUGCAGCGCAUCCAGUGCCACCUGGAAGAUCUGAAUCACCGGAUGUCAACUCUGGAUCAACAGAUUGGGCAGUAUCAGUGCGCCCGCACGAGUGCAAAGGAGGAACAUGGAAAGUUACGACAAGAGCACGAUACGCUGAAGAGUUCCAUGGAAGCCCACAGUCGGAGCUUGUGGACGAUGGAAGGCAGUCGAUCCAAUCAGCUGCGGCGCUUUGGCGAACACAUGCCCGCGCUGCUCUCUGCCAUCGAGGAUGUUCACAAGCAGGGUCGAUUCAAGCACAAGCCUCGAGGGCCCCUGGGUUAUCUGAUCAAGCUGAAAGACCCGCAGCAGGCUCUCGCCAUCGAGGUGUGUUUACAAAGUCUGCUGCAGACCUUCACCUGUGACAACUACGAUGAUGAGAAAGUGUUAAAAGGUCUCAUGGCCAAAGUCCUGCCGUCCGGCCGCAGGCCUCCAAUCAUCACCAGCAAGUUUCUCCCACACGUCCAUGAUACAAGAAGGAGGGCUGUGAACCACCCGGACUACCCCUCUGUGCUUCAAACUCUAGAAAUCGACGACCCGGUUGUGGCCAAUUGUCUAAUCGAUCAAAGGGGCAUUGAGAACAUUUUGCUCAUCAAGAAUCGCGCUGAGGCUUGUCGCGUGAUGAUGUCCGGACACCCGCCCCCAAAUUGCUACCAGGCUUUCUCCAAGGACGGCGAUCAGGUUUUCACCAACCGCUGCUACGCCGCCGAGCAGACCCGAGCUAACUGCCUCUCGGGGGACGUGGAGGAGGAGAUCAGACAUCUUAAAAGAGAGCUGGAGACUCAAAAAGCGCAGGCAGCAAACUUGCAUCAACAAAUGAAGAGGUUGGAUGACGACAUCAAACUGAACGAGAGCCUGGAGAAGAAAGCCCAUGCAGAAAUAAAGAUUGCCAAAGACAAAGCCACAAAGUAUCGACUGGAGCUGUCAGACCUUCAGAAUUUGGAAGAGCCUCAGUUGGAGGACCUCAAGCCGCUGGAGGAGGACCUUCAGGAGAUUGUCGCCAAGAUCUUCAACAAGAUCAGAAAGUCAGAGGAGGAAAAAGCCCGGACGUCGGAGCUCAAGGAGAACUAUGAGAAAGCGGAGCAGGAGUACAAGCGGCACAAGGAGCGCAUCAACACCAUCGCCGAGGAAGUCGAUGCUGUCAAGGAGGAGCUAAUCAAAGUGGAACAGGCAGUGAUGAAGUGCAAGCAUCACAAAAAGUACUACGACGACAAGCGCAACAGCCAUCUCCAAAGCAUCCAGGAGCUGGAAUCCACUUUGCAGAAGAAGGAGCAGGAAGUUCAGGUAAGCAUUUCCAAAGCCAGAGAGAUCUGGCCCGAGCGCCUUGAAGUAGAGCGCAAUGCCAGGAGCUUGGACACGGAGAUCAGCCGCCUCAAGGUGAAGAUCACCACCCAGCAGGAGCAAGAGGGCGACCGCGAGGAGAUAAUCAGAGAGUACCGUGAUGCUCUGGCCAAGUACAAGAACACCGCACAGCAGAUGAAGAACUUCAAUCUGUUUAUCAAAAGCCUGGAUAGAGUGAUGAAUCGAAGAAUGAAGGUUUUUGGUGACAUGAGGAGGUUCCUGUCGGCGCGUUGCCAAUAUUACUUCAGAAGCAUGCUGGCGCAGAGAGGCUACACGGGGACCAUGAACUUUGACCACAAGAACGAGACCCUCACCAUCUCUGUGCAGCCUGGAAAAGGAAGCGAGCGCGAUUGGGUCAACAUGCGCUCCCUUUCGGGGGGAGAGCGCUCUUUCUCUACCGUGUGCUUCGUCCUCUCACUCUGGGCCAUCACGGAGGCACCCUUCCGCUGCCUGGAUGAAUUUGAUGUUUAUAUGGACAUGGUCAAUCGGAGGAUCUCAAUGGACAUGAUGCUGCAAGUGGCCGAUGGGCAACGCUACCGGCAGUUUAUCUUCCUCACGCCACAAAGCAUGAGUUCUCUUCCAGAAACGGAUCUCCUCACCAUCCUCCGUCUCAAAGAUCCGCAAAGAGGCCAAGAAAACCAAGAGGAAGCUAAAUCCGAAUGAACAAGUUCUAGCACUAGCCCCUCCCCUUCAGUACCAAGUAUUUGUUUUCAAAAUAUGUUGACCAAAAUAUAUCUUCAAGAGGAAGUCGAGGCCAACAUUUUCUCUAUGUGGCUCCACUAGUCGUUUCAAGGAGUGGCCAUCUUGCUGCUUUUUUGUUUUGUUUUGUCAAGACUCAGGUAAUCACCAGUCACGGCUUAUCUUGCAAAUGUCACAUGACCAAACUCAGAAAACAGGUGAGCCAUGAUUGGUCUUUACCUGAGCUCUGAGCAACCAUUGAUGUCAUGGCUGCCCUCUGAGACGUGUAAAAACAGGUGGAUUUUUGCUCCGUAAUUCAUAUUCCAGACACGUAAGACUAAUCAGAAUGCCGUGUUUAGGCUCCUGAGGGCCCAUUGUAAAGAGAAUUUUUGGACUUCCCACUUUAAAUGGAUUUUUUUCAUAUUUGUUUCUGCGCACAUAAUAAAGGUUUGCACUUUCACAUUUUG
Hippocampus zosterae (dwarf seahorse) is the source of this 3923-nucleotide messenger RNA. RefSeq names its product Structural maintenance of chromosomes protein 6-like (gene smc6). The record is from RefSeq and is a predicted model, not a curated record. The transcript has 27 exons. Gene Ontology annotation, molecular function: ATP binding; single-stranded DNA binding; protein binding. Gene Ontology annotation, cellular component: nucleus; site of double-strand break; chromosome. Gene Ontology annotation, biological process: double-strand break repair via homologous recombination; chromosome organization. NCBI's taxonomy places the organism in Eukaryota, Metazoa, Chordata, Actinopteri, Syngnathiformes, Syngnathidae. Bases 178 to 3441 code for a protein of 1087 amino acids.